Microthlaspi erraticum is the source of this 1377-nucleotide messenger RNA. NCBI's taxonomy places the organism in Eukaryota, Viridiplantae, Streptophyta, Magnoliopsida, Brassicales, Brassicaceae. The record is from the annotation of a GenBank genome assembly.
AUGGAGAAGAGAACCAACGAGAAACGAGUGAUUCUCUUCCCUCUGCCACUACAGGGCUGCAUAAACCCGAUGCUUCAGCUUGCAACGAUCCUAUUCUCAAGAGGCUUCUCAAUCACCAUCAUCCACACGCGCUUCAACGCGCCCAAAUCUUCAGACCAUCCUCUCUUCACCUUCUUACAGAUGGCCGACGGAUUGUCCGAAACCCAGACACAGUCUCCGGAUCUGCUGCUUAAACUCACGCUUCUCAACGAGAACUGCGAGAAGCCACUACGAGAGUGUUUGGCUAAACUCCUCAAACCUGACUCAGAUUCAGAAACAGAGCAAGAGAAGAUCAGCUGUCUGAUCGAUGAUUCUGGGUGGACUUUCACACAAUCCGUGGCGGAGAGUUUUAAUCUUCCGAGAUUCGUCCUCUGUGCAUAUAAAUUCACAUUCUUUCUCGGACAUCUGCUUGUUCCUCAGCUUCGCCGUCACGGGUUUCUUCCUUUUCCAGAUUCGGAAGCAGAGGAUCUAGUUCCGGAGUUUCCACCGCUUCGAAAGAAAGAUCUAUCCCGAAUCAUGGGAACCAGCAGUCAGAUGGAGAUGCUGGAUUCUUACUUGGUUAAGAUACUGGAAUCGACGAAGCCAGCUUCAGGGAUCAUAGUCAUGUCCUGCCAAGAGCUUGACCAAGAUUCACUCGCCGAGUCCCAUAAAGUCUUCAACUUUCCGAUAUUCCCCAUAGGCCCAUCACACAUCCAUGACGUCCCAGCCUCGUCUAGCAGCUUGUUCGAACCGGACCAAAGCUGCAUUCCGUGGCUAGAUAACCAGGAGACGAAAUCGGUUAUCUAUGUGAGCUUAGGGAGCAUUGUGACAAUGAGCGAGUCUGAAUUCUUGGAGAUUGCUUUUGGACUACGCAACACUGACCUAGCUUUCUUGUGGGUUGUCCGGCCUGGUUCGGUCCAGGGAAGAGAUUGGAUCGAAUCGUUACCGGUCGGGUUCAUGGAGAGUCUUGACGGAAAGGGAAAGAUAGUGAAAUGGGCACCGCAGCUAGAUGUUCUUGCUCAUAGAGCCACGGGAGGGUUCUUGACUCACAAUGGAUGGAACUCGACGUUAGAGAGUAUAUGUGAAGGUGUUCCUAUGAUCAGUUUGCCUUUUGUGUGGGACCAAAUGCUAAACGCUAGAUUCAUCAGUGAAGUGUGGAGGAUCGGGAUUCACUUGGAAGGUCGGAUAGAGAGAAGGGAGAUUGAGAGAGCCGUGAGAAGAGUAAUGGUUGAUUCGGAAGGAGAAGAGAUUCAAGCGAGGAUCAAAGUGUUGCAAGAUGAAGUUAGAAGAUCGGUUAAACGAGGCGGCUCGUCGUCUCGAUCUCUAGAUGAUCUUGUUAAUCGUAUUCUAUCAUUCUAG